AUGGGGGAGCCCCCAACACUGCUGCGCGGCUGGGAGGCCGGGCUAGACGACAAACCCCUGCCCAGCAGGGGAGGGCUGUGCCUCCUACCCCACCCACGCCGCACUCGGGAUAGGGCCGAGGAGGGGGACGACCCGGUGGCUGAGUGUGGGAGGGAGGAAGGCGAGGACUACACCGGGCCGGGGCACAGAGCGAGCCCGGCAGCCCGCCACUCCCCCCACCGUCUCGCCCCCGGCCGUCGGGUGGGGGCCAACACCGCCCCUGCGCGGAGGCCGGCGGCGCGCGGGGCGGGGAGCGGCGGGCGGAGGGCCCCGUGGAACCCGCCCCCUCCCGCGCGGCGGCUGUGGCGGCUGCGGCGCCGGGAGCUGCCCCCGAGGCCGCCGCCCGGUCCCCCGCCCGCGCGUCAGCGCGCCCAGUCAGGGGCGCUGAGCUCCGCCCGCGCCGGAGGCCCCAGCGCGCAGCUCCCGGAGCCGGCAGCCGGGCCGGCCGAGGCGGCGCGCCAGUGGGACGCGGGCGGCCGCGGCGAGCGGCGCUGCCCCGGCCGGGCACGCACGGCGGGCGCCCUGCGAGCCGCCCCGAUGUGGCAGGAGGCGAUGCGGCGCCGCCGCUACCUGCGGGACCGCGCCGAGGAGGCGGCGGGCGGCGGAGACGGGCUGCCGCGGUCCCGGGACUGGCUUUACGAGUCCUACUACUGCAUGAGCCAGCAGCACCCGCUCAUCGUCUUCCUGUUGCUCAUCGUCAUGGGCGCCUGCCUCGCCCUGCUCGCCGUCUUCUUCGCGCUCGGGCUGGAAGUUGAAGACCAUGUGGCAUUUUUAAUAACAGUUCCAACUGCCCUGGCAAUUUUCUUUGCAAUAUUUAUCCUGGUCUGCAUUGAGUCUGUGUUUAAGAAGCUGCUGCGCCUCUUCUCGUUGGUGAUAUGGAUAUGCCUUGUUGCCAUGGGAUACCUCUUCAUGUGUUUCGGAGGCACUGUCUCUCCCUGGGACCAGGUAUCGUUCUUCCUCUUCAUCAUCUUCGUGGUGUACACUAUGCUGCCCUUCAACAUGCGAGAUGCCAUCAUUGCCAGUGUCCUCACCUCCUCCUCCCACACCAUCGUGCUUAGCGUCUGCCUGUCUGCGACGCCGGGGACCAAGGAGCACCUGGUCUGGCAGAUCCUGGCCAAUGUGAUCAUUUUCAUCUGUGGGAACCUGGCGGGAGCCUACCAUAAGCACCUCAUGGAGCUUGCUCUUCAGCAAACAUAUCAGGACACAUGUAAUUGUAUCAAGUCCCGGAUCAAGUUGGAAUUUGAAAAACGUCAACAG
Molecule: messenger RNA, 1296 nt
Organism: Cebus imitator (Panamanian white-faced capuchin)
Lineage: Eukaryota; Metazoa; Chordata; Mammalia; Primates; Cebidae
Product: adenylate cyclase type 2-like
Exons: 5
Biological process (GO): adenylate cyclase-inhibiting G protein-coupled receptor signaling pathway; cAMP biosynthetic process; adenylate cyclase-activating G protein-coupled receptor signaling pathway
Molecular function (GO): adenylate cyclase activity
Source: RefSeq, a predicted model, not a curated record